AUGGAGAACUUUGAAGGCGAUCCCCACUCUCCAGAUCUGCAACUGAAGAAAUCCGUAAGCAGUGAAAAUGAUAACGGGUUAAAACUCCCACCGGAAACCGUUUCGAUUUCUUGGUGUAAAGAAAAAACCAGUCAACUCGAAAAUCAGCGAGGACUCGCAUUGUCUAGGAAGAUCCACGAUGAUGAAUUACCCGAGAAAAUAAUUAAACAUUAUGACCAAUCGCUCAUCAAAGCCAGAAGAAAUGAUUACUCGCCCCCGGGACGCACAAUGAAAAAUUUUUCUCCUUACGAAUUCGCUGGUGAUGUAACUUAUUUUGGUGUGAACAAGCAUCCGUCUAUUCACGACAUGAUCGAUAUUUCGGAAGAAGUAUUUGUACCAUACGACCAAGUGUUUCACAGAUUUAGUGAACUUCGAAUUAUUAAUCAUGAAAGAUGCGAGAAGAACGAUACAUGCGAAAGAGUUUCAAAGUACUUUAUUUCAAAAAUUGGUUACAAUGGGCUACUAACUGAAAACACCGUGGCAAUGAUGCAUCACGAGUUCAAAAACUUCAUUCACUUGGGACCAAUGACUGACACCGGUCGCAUUCAUUUGAUUGUCGAUAAACUUGAUUUGGCACCUGAUACUGUCCGAAAGUUUUACUACAAAUGGUUUAUAAAAUCACGUCAACUUGAGAGUACCUUGGAAACGGUAGUUUUUGAAGAACAAAAGUUAUAUCAAAGAGAAAUAGAGAGACAUCAUGCUCACAUGCAAAACACACCUGGAGAUCAUGAAUAUUCAAAAAGAAUGUCUCGAAGAGAUUUGAAAACUGAAUCGCUUCUUCGAAUUAUUCAUAAGAGACCAGAAAUGACCGUCUCUGAGGCAAUCAUCGUGUCCAGUAUCUACAAGGUAGACAUUAAAAAAAUUCAUUUGCUGGUCAAAAAGAAUCUAGAAAGCAUGCGAAUCAUACAAGAGUGUUUUGAAGAUAACUGCGAUUCAGAAUUUGUUAAUUUCACUCCAUCGAAUGUUUCGAAUAGGAAAUAUGACAACGACCCAUCAACGUUCGAUUCUGCUCCAGAAGACGAUAGAGAGCAGCAGGAAUGCAAAAGAAACAUUCGUAAUGAUAUUGAGAUGGGUGAAGAACAGAAGAAUGUUGAUUUGAUACCCGACGGCAAUCCUCAUGCUUCACUUGCAUUGACUGCAGAAAUGCUCAAUAUUAGCAAUAUGCUAUCUGGUCCAGAUUGUUCCAAAAACAGAUUUGCUGGAGAUUUUCAACUUUUCGAACUCAACCGACAUCCAUCCAUCGGAGAAAUGCUCGCAAUUUCGAAAAUGACUGGAGCAAAAUAUAAACAGGUCUUCUACAGAUUCCGAGAUUUUCGAAAUGCUCUAAAAGAACCAUGUCCAAGAAAUGAUAAUUGCCGUAAAGUAUUAAAGUUUUUUGCUCAUCGAACAGAAUAUGAUGGUAUCUUGCAUGGAAAAUCGGUGAAUAAGAUGUACGAUCUGUUCGAAAAGUUUGGUGCCGAUGGGAAGUCACCAGAUAUUGGCUACAUACACCUAGUGGCAGAACAAGUCGAUUUGCCAGCGUUCGUUGUCCGUGAACAAUACAAAGAAUGGUUCAUGAGUAUGAAAAAGGAAGAGGAUGAGGAUGAAUCAUCUGAUACACCAGAGAUAAACCGCAAAAAAGAGCUUUAUGAAAGACUUGAAAACGAGUACAGCGCUAGCUCGGAAAUUUCAUAUGAACGACUUGUGCACAUGGCAAAGAAGUACGAUACAACUCAAAAGAAUAUUCUGAAUUUUUUCGAUUCGAAAAUCGAACAUAUUGAAGAACUACCAGAAUCAGCAAUACCCGAAGCAUCAUCGGAUCUCCAUGAAGCAUUGAAUGUAUCCAUUGGCAAAAAUUCAACGAAAGAAAUUUUGAAUCAACUCAACGAGAAGUUUUUGAAAAAUGACUUCAAUUCAAAACCUAACAAUUAUGAAUUAUACCAACAGGAACCAUCAAAGAAAGCUAGUAAUAACUCGAAUUUGGCAAAAAAUGCAAUAGGAACGGACUAUUAUGAAGCAAACGAAAGUCUCUACGAAAUGUCUCAAAAUACACCACAUGUUUCGGGAGGUUCGAUCAAUUCGAGGCACUCGGAAAAUCAAAGAGAACAGGUGGAAACAGAAGAUGUAGAGAUCGAUGUCGUUGGGUUGGAUGACGAUUCUGGAGAAAGCGAAGUUGAGAUAACUCAUACUGCAGAUGACUACAAAAGCAUAUAUCAGUUUCCUGAUGAUUUUGAAAUAUUUCAAGCCAAUCGUCAUCCUACAAUCCUUGAAAUGAUCAACAUUUCGUAUGAUACAGGAGUUUCUUAUGAACAAGUGUUCUUUCGAUUCAAGCAUUUCCGUAAGUUGAACAACGAAGUAUGUUCUCCAGGAGAUCCUUGUGAAAAAGUGGAGAAGUUCAGCGAAGCUAACCCAGAUUUGGGAGGAGUCCUUGAUAAAAGAACAUUGGGUAUCAUCUACGAGGAAUUCGAGCAUCUCAUCCAUUUGGGAUAUUACUUACCACUCGGCUACAUUCAUAUGAUUAUGGAAAAAGUCGAUUUGCCUGCUUCUGUUAUCAGAUUGCAAUACGGAGAAUGGUAUAGUAAGCGAAGAGGUUAUCCUAAGGGAGUUUUACCAGAUAUGUCCAAUUCAACAAUGCUGACUGGACUUGCACCAAAAGAAGAAGAUAGAUUAUACCUAACGAAUGACGAGUCGGUACAAUCAGGAGAAAAUAACACAGGCAAAGAAUGA
Molecule: messenger RNA, 2745 nt
Organism: Caenorhabditis remanei
Lineage: Eukaryota; Metazoa; Nematoda; Chromadorea; Rhabditida; Rhabditidae
Exons: 11
Coding region: 1-2745 (914 amino acids)
Source: RefSeq, a predicted model, not a curated record